AUGCCGUCAUACCCGAGGUCUGCUGGCUGGCCGAAAACCGGUUCUGGAACGGGUGGAACCGGAGCCGGCGGCUCGCAACAACAGCACAGUACGGCCAAAUAUGGGAACUUACGACUCUCCUCGUCGUCCAUCACGUUGGAGAGGACCAUCAACCUAUACCCAUUAACAAACUAUACAUUUGGUACGAAGGAGCCACUUUAUGAAAAGGACAGUUCUGUUCCAGCAAGGUUCCAGAGGAUGAGAGAAGAAUUUGAAAAGAUCGGAAUGCGAAGAUCUGUGGAAGGUGUUUUGAUUGUCCAUGAACAUGGCUUGCCGCAUGUCCUUCUUUUGCAGUUAGGGACAACAUUUUUCAAAUUGCCAGGUGGAGAGCUUAACCCAAAUGAGGACCAAGUGGAUGGACUGAAGAGGCUGUUGACUGAAUGGCUUCCAAUGAAGGGAUCUACGAUACAGUCUUACAGUGAAACUGCGGAGGAGACCAGGGAAAUCACGGCUAAAAAAAAAACACUUGGGCGCCAAGAUGGAGCUCCCAUGGACUGGGUCAUAGAGGAUACAAUUGGGAAUUGGUGGAGACCAAAUUUUGAACCUCCUCAGUAUCCUUAUGUUCCAGCCCACAUUACGAAACCCAAGGAACACAAGAGGCUCUUUUUAGUCCAGCUUCCUGAGAAAGCGUUAUUUGCUGUACCCAGGAAUUACAAACUUGUGGCUGCUCCACUGUUUGAAUUGUAUGAUAAUGCUGCUGGCUAUGGACCCAUCAUUUCAAGUUUACCACAGGCACUCAGCAGAUUCAAUUUCAUCUACAACUGA
This is a messenger RNA of Acanthosepion pharaonis, 804 nucleotides long. The record is from the annotation of a GenBank genome assembly. Lineage: Eukaryota; Metazoa; Mollusca; Cephalopoda; Sepiida; Sepiidae.